AUGGAAGAUUUUAAUCCAAAAAGUGAAUUUUAUAUUCGAAUGAACAAGUAUUAUUUGGACAAACCGGGAAAAAAGCCAUAUACAAAUAUGAAGAUUGAGACAAUUAUGGCCGAAAUUACUGAUGCUAAAUUAAAUAAAGGUGCAAAGAAAAGACGUGAUUAUUAUAUUUUACAAAAAUAUGAUGUAUUAACUGUGGCCGAGAAGAAAUAUUUAAUUCAUAAAAAAACUGACGACAAAGAUGAUAUAAAGUAUGUUGUGUCAUAUGAAGAAUUGUUCGAAAGACUAAGUGAUUAUCAUAUACGUACUGGACAUGGUGGUAUGGGGAAAAUGCGUGCGGCACUGUCCAAUAAAUAUUCGAUUCCAAGACCAGCUAUUGAAACUUUUCUAUCAAUAUGCGCAAUUUGUAAUAGUAAGAAAGGGUCAAAUCGUAAAUUGGUUUUCAAACCAAUUGUAAGCAAAGACUUCAACGAGAGAGGUCAAGUUGACUUGGUGGAUUUCCAGUCAUUACCUGACGGAAAAUAUAAAUGGAUUUUAAACUAUCAAGACCACCAUACAAAAUUUAUAUCUUUAUUUCCACUUGAAAGUAAACGAGCGGUCGAAGUAGCAUCUAAUUUACUCACAAUUUUUUUAACUUUUGGUGCACCGAAAGUUUUACAAAGUGAUAACGGUAGAGAGUUUGUAAAUUCUGUUAUUAACGAAAUUAAGGAACUUUGGCCGGAAUGUAUUAUUGUACAUGGGAGACCAAGACAUCCUCAGAGUCAGGGAAGUAUUGAACGUAGCAAUCAGGAUGUCGAAAAUAUGCUUCGAGCAUGGAUGAAGGACAAUAAAUCUAAAAAAUGGUCUGUGGGAUUGAAGUUUGUCCAAUUCCAGAAAAACUCUUCACACCACCGCAUAAUUGGCCGAUCUCCUUACAAAGCAUUAUUUGGUUGUGAGCCUAAGGUUGGAUUAACAACAUCUAAUUUACCACAAGAAGUUUCAAAAAAAUUAACAGCUGAAGAAGAUCUGGAAGAAAUAUACAACCAAUAUGAAGAGGAAAUACAAGAACAAAUAAAUGUUAAACGAUAUUGCGGAAUUUGUAAAAUUGAAUCCACGAAGACUUUUGUGAUUUGUGUUAUAAUUCCUACGUUCAAUAUUAAUGACUGUAUCACAAUUCCUGUUCCAAAAGUCGAUAGAGGGCCUUUGGACCCAGCACGCAUAAUUGCUGUUAUAGUUGAGAAAAAAAAUGAGUUGUAUAGAGUAGGAACUGAACAUGGUUUAAUUAAAGGAUGGUUGAGUUCUGGAAAUAUGCAGCGUACCACAUCACAUUUCAUAUCUGCUAAUCAAGUUGACAAGCAAAACGAAUUAACUUUGCGUGAAACAGUUAAAAUUAUAUCUGGAGGUCAAGGAUUUUUGAGUUGUACAUGCAAAAGGGCUUGUCAAACUAAACGUUGUGCUUGUUUUAAAAGUAGUAUUAAAUGUAACAGCAGUUGCCAUAAUUCAUUGAAUUGUUUAAAUAAAUAA
Sipha flava (yellow sugarcane aphid) is the source of this 1500-nucleotide messenger RNA. RefSeq names its product KRAB-A domain-containing protein 2-like. Gene Ontology annotation, biological process: DNA integration. Gene Ontology annotation, molecular function: nucleic acid binding. The record is from RefSeq and is a predicted model, not a curated record. Lineage: Eukaryota; Metazoa; Arthropoda; Insecta; Hemiptera; Aphididae. The coding region runs from base 1 to 1500 and encodes 499 amino acids. The transcript is spliced from 4 exons.